GUUGGAAUGCAGCAAAGCAUCCUUCUGCGGGCGUCCGCACGCACGGUCGCCUCGGUUCGUCUCACCAUGAGACGUAUGGCACCCCGAGAAGCCGCAAAGAGCCGACCUCGUGAUGGCCGCUUUACGCGCCAUCAUCUCCUUGACAGGAUGGCUCUCAACGGGGAGAUGUGCUCUAGGUCCAACCGACGUUGAUUUUGCGACACCCAGCAGCAGAACCGCCAUUGGACUCGGUUGUCCCCAUGUUAGGUAGUUCCGGUCAAGCUCCAUAGACCUUGCUCGUGCGACUGCUUUUGCUUCGGCUACCUCAGCACUAGUAGAACACCUCGAGCAACCUGGAAGGCAAGUUGUGCCAAUGAUCGCAAUGGCCGCGCUUACUGCAAGUAUGUAGAAGUCGAGUCUCCACGUAAAUCCCCUUCCUCGAGCCAGUACCUGUCGCUUCAUCUCCAGGUAUAGGCCCAUCAUGGCAUCAAUGUUCGCGUCGAAGCAACAGUUGCCAGGGUCGAAAGCUGUUCCAAACGGUGGAUUAGGAGGGCUUGUCCCGUCCAAAGGGGUAGCUGUCGAUCAAGAGAUAAUGGCGACAACCACGGUUCCGACGCCAGCCAAAGUCACUGGCAAGAGACGACAGAAACCUCCUCCAAUUCGAACUUCGGGCGGUGCCUUCAGCCUACCAACGACUCCCUCUCAGACUUCAGCAGUGUCAAGCUUGGGCUUUGCAGGCUUGUGGACUCCGAAGACACCCAAAGAUAAUCCAUGGCCACGUUCUCCCGGCAAAGCAAAGUCAAACGCGGUGUCUUCACCCUUAACGGGACGCCAUAAUUCUGCCGCUCCCGGUGACUUGUACUGCACACUUCCGGAAGCGCCAGUAACUUUCAUGUCAAAGUUGAAUUCACUACCGGUAGAGCUGCCUGGAUCACUCCUCCUGGCAAGUCAGGGUUUCCCACAAACCAACCCGAUUUCACCGCCACCGUCACUUCGGCUAGUCCGCAGAGACACAGAGGAUUCAACAACGAGUUCUGCACCUCCUUUAUCUACCUCAGCAUCGAGCGAUGAACUCGCCAUGGACUCCCUGCGAAAUCUAACAACCUCGACGAGAAGGAACGACCAAAGCACAAUGCAGACGUACAUUAUCGGCAACCGCCACGUUCAAGAAGCGCGAAUCACAAAGCCCUUCUCUGCAAUGACUAUUGAAGAACUACUGGACUACCUGCCGCAAUGUAAUAAUCCCACGACAAUCACACAGCUGUGGCUACCAGCGAUCCGAACUCAAAUUCAGAAACUGGCGGAGCUGCUAGAGGACGCUGCCGACAUGAAGGUUGACGAGAGUCUAAAUCAAAUUGCUAUCAACCAAGUACAGGAAUCGUGUGUGAUAAGCCAUGCUGUAACUGACCUCUGUCAGGACUUGAACGACUUUGCCCAAGAGAUUCGACUCGCCGCCACCUCGUUCCGGAAGAUUGUGGAAUCCGCCGAAUCCCUGGCUGAGCGAGACACGAAAAAUUGCCAUGAGCGCCUCAUAGAGCUUGAAGACCAGACACAAAAUGCGUUGAAGCAGAUUGAGAGCAAAGAAAAGGUGGUUGAACACCAAGGCAGGAAGAUUGAUGAACUGAAGCAUACCAUUCACGACAUCGUUCGAGUCCUCGGCACCUUCAUUCAAAACAACGUUUCAACCUGGAUUGAGACAAUUGACGAACCAAGAACGCAAGAAGUCCUUCAACUCAUCUCGGACUACGCUCCUCGUGGGGACAACAAGCCUAUUCGGUACGUUCGGGUUCCUGAAGCGACGAUCUCACAAUAUGCGCGAGCUAUGCGUGAGGCACAAGCCACCGUCGGCGAGUACCGCAAAGUCUUGUAUGGUCAGAGUGCGACGAUCAGCGAACAGUCACAGAAUCUCGAUGCAUACACAAGCAAGUAUGAGGAGGCUGUAAGCUUGGUGAAACAACGGGACCAUGAGCUGACGUUGCUCGUCCAACAAAACGAGGAUCUGACCAAGCAGUUGCGUGAAACUAAAGCUACAUUGACCCAGAGUCAACUCGUAGAUGUCGAUGUUGAGAUCAUGGGUCAGCAGUACGAAGAACAGCGUGUUAACAUGGAGAGCUUGAAGCUCGCACAUGAGAUGGAACUUGAGCAUCGCGAUGCCGAGAUCGCCGACCUUCGUCGGAAGUUGGGAAGUGCCCGUGAAGAAGUCUUUGCACGAAGAGAAGAUGUGAAGAACAUCAUGUCUCAGACACAGGCUAUGCUCCAGACGACAGCCCGUCAUCCGGAACCGACGAUUCGAAGUAGCAACGCAUCGAAGGCAUUGAGAUUCCUUGGAAUGGAGCGAGACAAAGACAAAUUCAAAAAUCGUUCCCUACCUUCGAGCCGGAGCCUUAUGGCUUUCGCACCUCCAAACGCCGGCGCAACAGCUGACUCGAAAUAUUCUUCCAAGGAACUCGCCCCGACAAUUAGCAGGCCCAUUGUCCAACAUCUAGGGUCGUUCGACCAGAGCUUAUAUGCUCAAACGAGCCCCAAUAGUCCAGUUGCUAGACGCCAAGCCUCGAGCGAUUGCAACUUGCCUUCAGCACGUCCAAGAGCUGAUUCACUAAGUGCGUUGCAGGAGUACCGUGUGCCGGCGUCCCCUGUUGACACACAGAAAACGUUACCAGAUCCUCCUGUACGACCCGCAGCACAUCGCUUGUCUUCCGCUCGGAUUGCAGAGAUCACACAGUCGAUUGCCAGUCCGACAGCGGCGCAGAUUGCCAGCGACUAUUUCAAAAAUAGUAUACUCGGUCAGACAUCCGCACGUCGAGUGCUAAGUCACAUUCCAGAGCUUUCGGGCCAUGGAUUGGCAGAAGCAGGCAGUCAGCGUGAUGGAGACGUUGAUGGAAGACGCACUUCCGACGAAAGUGUUGCCAGCAGUGACCGCGAGAUGUACCGACGGAGCGUUUGUGCAUUGGACAUGCUGAAUUCAUCAGCCCUUCCGUGCGACGAGACCGAGACCGAUCUUGGCCAAUACAUGCAGCGUGGACAAACCAGUACAAGCCCUGAUCGACAUCAGGACGAGGGCCUGGACAACACUGAAGACGUCGAGUUUCAGACGGGAGUGGCACGUGUCCUGCAUAUGCGGCCAGGCCAGAAUAACCUCCGAGACGUACGGACAGUUCGAAAUCGCCGCAGUGAGGUAGACGAGCAGGUCAGACAGAGCAUUGUAUCCGAUGGCUCUGGAUAUCAGACUUCAGACUCGGAACCGAUGACGGUCACUCAGCUGUAUCAUCAGAGUGGACGCCAUAUUCGUGGUUGAGUGUCAAGCCUAUCACGGUUCCGACUACGAGGGCUGCACUUGCCUGUGGAUGAUGGACAACUUGACGGUCAAUCGGCUGGCGCAUUUCUAACGGUGUUCAACUGCAUUGGUACGAGGCAAGGAAGCUGAGGCUUCGGAGAAAUCGGUUUCUCUACUCAUCUCCGGACCUUGGACACCUAACUACAGUUGCAGUCUAACCUUGUUUAAAUCACUUUGAGUUAUUCGAACGAUCGAGCCGACUGGCCAGAGUAAGGCUAAGACAGCCUGGAGAUCAGCUGUACUGGCAAGUUCGGUUGGAUACGACGUAUGAGAAGAAUUACUCUUAGCAAG
This is a messenger RNA of Exophiala xenobiotica, 3604 nucleotides long. RefSeq lists its product as uncharacterized. The record is from RefSeq and is a predicted model, not a curated record. NCBI's taxonomy places the organism in Eukaryota, Fungi, Ascomycota, Eurotiomycetes, Chaetothyriales, Herpotrichiellaceae. The transcript has a single exon. Bases 461 to 3274 code for a protein of 937 amino acids.